Molecule: messenger RNA, 1925 nt
Organism: Drosophila willistoni
Lineage: Eukaryota; Metazoa; Arthropoda; Insecta; Diptera; Drosophilidae
Gene: Oda
Product: ornithine decarboxylase antizyme
Biological process (GO): positive regulation of protein catabolic process
Cellular component (GO): nucleus; cytoplasm
Molecular function (GO): ornithine decarboxylase inhibitor activity
Source: RefSeq, a predicted model, not a curated record
GCAGACCCAGAGAUAAACAACAAAAGAGCUGUACAGAUUUUUAUUGCUUUUUUAGAACAAAAGACAAUAAUACGCUAUCUCCGUCAAGAGACCGACAUCGUUUCAAUGUAAACUUCCAAGAUCUAAUAAAAAAGUCUCAUCCAAGCAACAAAACUGUGAUAAACUGAUCAAAUACAGGCAUAACACUACGUAGAUUUAUCUGUGAUUUCAACUAAAAGAGUGAAAGAGAGAAAAAGAAUUUAGGUUUAAUGGCCGCAGCAACUAUUCUCAUGUCAGAGAAGGAAGAGCGGCUGAAGGAUUUGUCGUCAGAAGGAGAGGAAGAGGGCGACCCAAUUUUAAGUAGUAGUAUCGUUAGAAGAGAUUUUAAUGAUAGCGGAAUUGCCGCCUGUGCUGCUGCAGCUAAGGCCUCCGAUGGCAAGUUCCGCACCAUCUCGACUUCGUCUUGCGCCACGAACAUGUCGAAUGAAUCCUACCGCAUCUCUCUCGGCGUAGGGCCUCUGUGGUGGUCCGAUGUCCCUGUCCACCACAGAACAGAUCACGAUAGGGCAUCGCUCUUAACGGGCUACAGCCGUAAGUCUUCGGUCGACUCGGCUGGUAGCAGCUUGUACGAGGCCAGCUCUCGGGCAUCAUCAUCGACCUCUUCAUCAUGCUCCGACCUAGAGUCGGCAUCGAUGCAACACGAUAUCCAUUCGUUGUGCUCGGAAGAUGAUUGCCAAGAGGUGCUGCGCCAGAUCUUGCAGCAUGACCAGCCGGUGCAGAUUUCCAUCAAGUUGCACGUCACCGAAGACCAGAGUACCAAUUGGAUGUCGAUAUUGAACCCAAAUAACAAUAUGCUGUAUGUCGCCUUCCCCAAGGAUUUACCGCCAGCCGGCUCCAAGGAGACCUUCAUCUCAUUGCUGGAGUUUGCCGAGGACAAAUUGGAGGUUGACGGCAUUGUAAUGGUGAUGCGCAAGGACCAACCGGAACGCGCACGCUUGAUCGAAGCAUUUCUGUUUAUGGGUUUCGAGCCGAUGUCUAGAAAGGCCCCACAGGCACCACCAGCCGCCAUCAAUGACAAUGAGAACUACUAUUUCCUUUACACCAUCCAGGAGUAGUUGACUCCCCCCAAACGAAAAUGAUGGCAGAAGAGACGAACGAUUUACGAAUUGAAGAUAUAGUUAACCAACAUCCCGAUAAUAUCAAAUCAAUAAUCAAUAUGGAACAUUUACAUACAUAACAUUCAUAUAAAAUCAUAUAAAAUAUAUGUAGCAUUCUUUAUCCCGAUUAACUCUAAUCCACAAUCUGACAUAUUGAGCCCCAAUGUGUUCAAUGAUAAAAAUCUUCAAAUUUAUUCUAAUUCAAAAUCGAAACAUCCAAAAUCGUCCGACCUACCUUGCUUCGCGGUAGUCCUUCUAUUUUAUGCCCAUUAAAAAAAAAAACAUCCAUGGUUUUAGCCACGUUAAGAGCAACUGUCGUAAACUAUUACAUAAAACUUAUAAUCCCACAACAAACAAAAAAAUAUAAAAAAAAUGCAAAAAAAAAAUUUAAAAACUAUAAAAAUGAAAAAAAAAAUGUUAGCUUUAAGUUUAUUUUUGUGAAUUAUUCAAUUUUUUAUUUAUGUUUUUCCCCAUUAUUAUAUUUUUUUAUUUUUUCUCUUUACAUACAUAUAUAUACAUACAUAGACAUUAGAAUGUGUCUUUUUUGAUCGAUUUUGUUUAUUCACACACACAAGUAAAAGAAUCCCAAUAACUUUUGGUUAAGAUUAAAUGAUUAUAUGCAUUCGUAAAACGCAAACCACAACAUUAAUAUAUUUAUAUAAAAUGCUACUAACAACAUAGAAUAUAUAUAUAUACAUACACACACUUAUGCAAAGAUCCAAUAAAUAAACUUUAAAAUCAAUAGAUUACAAAACACCCUAAAAGCACGAAAGCAAUUCAAAGAUAAAA